Molecule: messenger RNA, 1699 nt
Organism: Misgurnus anguillicaudatus (oriental weatherfish)
Lineage: Eukaryota; Metazoa; Chordata; Actinopteri; Cypriniformes; Cobitidae
Source: RefSeq, a predicted model, not a curated record
AUAUGAUGGAAGUGAAAGAGGAGAGUCAAGCUGAAGUGGAUGAGAAACAUCAGAUUGUAAAAAUAAACCAUAAUGUUUCACAGAAAGAAACUCUGAAGACAGAAGACAUAAAGUGUGAAAAUAGUUUCAGUGAAGAUGAACGCCCUGCAGAUCACAAGAGGACUCACACUGGAGAGAAACCUUAUACAUGUCAACAGUGUGGAAAGAGUUUCUCUGUUGAAAGUAACCUUAAGAUACACACAAUGAUUCACACUGGAGAGAAACCUUACACAUGUCAACAGUGUGGAAAGAGAUUCACUUCUCAAUCGAACCUUAUCCGGCACAGGAAAACUCACAGUGGGGAAAAGCCACACGCCUGCCAGCAUUGUGAAAAGAGUUUCCCAGAUAAAAGUCAUCUUAAGAUACACGUAAGAGUUCACACUGGAGAGAAAGCUUACACGUGUCAUCUGUGUGGAAAGCGUUUCGGAGAUAAAAGGGGACUUGAUAUUCACAUGAGGAUUCACACUGGAGAGAAACCGUUCACAUGUCAUCAGUGUAAAAAAAGUUUUAACAUUAAAAGCAACCUUACAAGACACAUGAAAAUUCACAUGGAAGAGAAAACUCACUCUUGUCUUCAGUGUGAAAAGAGUUUCAUUGAUAAAAGUGGACUUGAGACUCACACAAGAAUCCACACUGGAGAGAAACCUUACAUAUGCUCUCAGUGUGAAAAGAGUUUUACAAGUGAAGGCGCUCUUAAGAAACACACAAAAAUUCACACCGGAGAGAAACCGUUCACAUGUCAUGAGUGUAAAAAAAGUUUCAGAUGUAAAUACAACCUUACAAUACACAUGAAAAUUCACACUGGAGAGAAACCUCACGCAUGUCUUCAGUGUGGAAAGAGUUUCAGUCAUAAAAGUGGACUUAAGAUUCACAUGAGAUAUCACACUGGAGAAAAACCUUACAGAUGCUCUCAGUGUGGAAAGAGUUUUACAAGUGAAGACACUCUGAAGAAACACACAAAAAUUCACACCGGAGAGAAACCGUUCACAUGUCAUGAGUGUAAAAAAAGUUUCAGAUUUAAGAACAACCUUACAAUACACAUGAAAAGUCACACUGGAGAGAAUCCUCAUGCAUGUCUUCAGUGUGGAAAGAGUUUCAGUCAUAAAAGUGGACUUGAGAUUCACACAAGAAUCCACACUGGAGAGAAACCUUACAUAUGUCUUCAGUGUGGAAAGAGUUUUACAAGUGAAGUUAAUCUUAAGACACACACAAGAAUUCACACUGGAGAGAAACCUUACAUAUGUUUUCAAUGUGAAAAGAGAUUCACAAGUAAUAGGAGUCUUAAGACACACACAAGAAUUCACACUGGAGAGAAACCUUACAUAUGUUUUCAAUGUGAAAAGAGAUUCACAGAUAAAGCGAGUCUUAAGAUACACGCAAGAAUUCACACUGGAGAGAAACCGUUCACAUGUCAACUGUGUGGAAAGAGUUUCAGAGUUAAAAACCACCUUACAAAACACAUGAAAAUUCACAUGAAAGAGAAACCUCAGACAAAGACAAAGCCAAUCAUAAAGCAAUGUGAGGCGGGACUCAUUGCAGAAAAUGAGAUCUGUUAACCAUUUGUGUACCAUAGACUGCAUUACCUUUACAUAACACGGUGGUAAAAGAUUUGAAUCUCAUUGAAAUGAUUUCUGGGUAAAUAAAUUCUACAAUGACUUUC